This is a messenger RNA of Struthio camelus australis, 5012 nucleotides long. RefSeq names its product zinc finger MYM-type containing 2 (gene ZMYM2). Gene Ontology annotation, molecular function: zinc ion binding. NCBI's taxonomy places the organism in Eukaryota, Metazoa, Chordata, Aves, Struthioniformes, Struthionidae. The record is from RefSeq and is a predicted model, not a curated record.
CCUUCGCUAGCAGCUGCGCUUAGCCUGGGACUGGACCGAGUUAGAGUUGAGGCACCGGAGGAGUAACGCGGAGUCCGUGCGUCCCCCGCGGGGGGGGGUUCCGUGCCGGAGAGCGGCGGGGAGCCGGGCUCCAGCCCAGUUUGGUGCAGCCUUGGCAGAGACCAACAAGGAGAGGGAGCUCUAUUAACACGGUGUUUUUGUGGAGGGCAGCAAGUUGAUGCAAGAGCAGAUUCCUCAGAAAAGGCGAGGGAAAAGUCUUGGAGUAACUUAUUAAGGUAAACAGGUUGCAGUGGAUUUCUGCAUGGCAGGUCUGGAAUGGACACAGGUUCUCUGGGAGGAUUAGAAUUGUCUGAACAUACCCCUAGUCUGCUAGGGAGUACCAUCAUGGCAACGGGCCUCGCAAAUGUAGGAAAUACGUUUGGAGGUCCACCCAGUUCUUUAGUUUCUAGACCUAAUAAAUUCCAAAACUCGCCUAUAGAAGAUGAUGAUGAUGUAGUUUUUAUUGAACCUGUACAAGCUCCACAAACUUCUACGUCACUGAUACCAGAUCAAAGGAACACUGCGUUUACGUCAUCAAAAAAUGAAGACCUUCAAGGGAAUGAUUCCAAGAUGCUUCCUCCUCCAAAAGACUUAAAUACUCAAAAGGGGAGUAUAAGUGAAACUAUUAUUAUUGAUGAUGAAGAAGAUAUUGAAACAAAUCAAGGACAAGAGAAGAACGCUUCCAGUUUUAAUGAACGAAGACUUCCAGAGUGUAAAAACAGAACCACCGAUCUGGAAUUCUCAGCUUCCAGUUUUUCAAGAAGUAAGGUAAAUUCAGGAAUUGGUAAUAGUGGUAUAACCACAGAACCAGACUCUGAAAUUCAGAUUGCUAAUGUUACCACAUUAGAAACAGGUCCUAUGAGCUCUGUGAGUGAUGGUCAUUUAGAAAAUGCUGAAGGGCGUGACAUGAACUUAAUGAUUACACAUGUAACAUCAUUGCAGAAUUCCAACUUGGGAGAUGUAUCUAACGGACUGCAGUCAAGUAAUUUUGGUGUUAAUAUACAAACAUACACCCCAUCUUUAACUUCACAGACCAAGACUGGUGUAGGACCUUUCAAUCCUGGUAGGAUGAGUGUGGCUGGAGAUGUAUUUCAAAAUGGAGAAUCUGUGACUCAUCAUAAUCCUGAUUCCUGGAUAUCCCAGUCAGCUUCGUUUCCUAGGAAUCAGAAGCAACCAGGUGUGGAUUCUUUGUCACCAGUAGCAUCACUUCCUAAACAGAUUUUCCAGCCUUCUGCCCAGCAGCAGCCUUCUAAACAGAUUAAAGUCACAUGUGCAAACUGCAAAAAGCCUUUACAGAAGGGACAGACCGCAUAUCAGCGAAAAGGAUCAGCUCACCUUUUCUGUUCCACUACCUGCCUCUCAUCAUUCUCACACAAACCUACUCCAAAGAAACUUUGUGUUAUGUGCAAAAAAGAUAUAACAACAAUGAAAGGUACCAUUGUUGCUCAAGUUGAUUCAAGCGAGUCUUUCCAGGAGUUCUGCAGUACAUCAUGUUUAUCUUUCUAUGAAGAUAAACAGAAUCCCUCAAAAGGAGUUUUGAAUAAAUCAAGAUGCACUAUCUGUGGUAAACUGACUGAGAUUCGUCAUGAAGUUAGCUUUAAAAAUAUGACACACAAGCUGUGCAGUGACCACUGCUUCAAUAGAUACAGGAUGGCGAAUGGUUUAAUAAUGAAUUGCUGUGAGCACUGUGGGGAGUAUUUGCCCAGUAAAGGAGCUGGAAACAAUAUUCUUACUAUUGAUGGUCAGCAGAAAAGAUUCUGCUGUCAGAACUGCGUUGGCGAAUACAAACAGAAAUAUGGCAAAUUAACAUCUUGUACUGGCUGCAGAGCUCAGUGCAGGUUUUUUGACAUGACUCAGUGCAUAGGACCUAAUGGAUAUAUGGAGCCAUACUGCUCAACUGCAUGCAUGAACACACACAAAUCAAAAUAUGCAAAAUCACAAAGUAUGGGAAUUAUUUGCCACUUUUGUAAACGAAACUCUUUACCUCAGUAUCAAGCCACAAUGCCUGAUGGAAAACUGUACAACUUUUGCAGUUCCAGUUGUGUAGCUAAAUUUCAGACUCUUAGUGUGCAGUCUUCAACAAAUGGUCAGUUUGUCUCUCCUAGUGAUAUUCAGUUGAAAUGCAGUUAUUGCAAAAGUUCUUUUUGUUCAAAGCCAGAAGUACUGGAAUGGGAGAACAAAGUUUAUCAGUUCUGCAGCAGAGCUUGUUCUGAUGAUUAUAAGAAACUGCACUGCAUAGUUACGUACUGUGAAUAUUGCCAAGAGGAGAAAACGCUACAUGAAACGGUGAAUUUCUCUGGUGUCAAAAGACCAUUUUGUAGUGAAGGCUGCAAGCUGCUAUAUAAACAAGACUUUGCAAGACGGUUAGGACUGAGAUGUGUUACUUGUAAUUACUGCUCACAGCUGUGCAAAAAGGGAGCAACUAAAGAACUUGAUGGUGUAGUGAGAGAUUUCUGCAGUGAAGAGUGCUGUAAAAAAUUUCAGGACUGGUACUACAAGGCUGCACGAUGUGACUGUUGUAAGUCUCAAGGAAGUCUCAAAGAGAAAGUGCAGUGGCGUGGAGAAAUGAAGCACUUUUGUGAUCAGCACUGUUUGCUGCGUUUCUACUGUCAACAAAAUGAACCAAAUCUGGCAACGCAAAAAGGACCUGAGAACUUACAGUACGAUCAGGGCUGUCAAACCACCCGAACAAAACUAACGGGCUCAGCACCACCACCUUCUCCUACACCUAAUAGAGAAAUGAAGAACAAGGCAGUUCUUUGCAAACCUUUGACAAUGACAAAAGCCACAUACUGUAAACCUCAUAUGCAGACAAAAUCUUGUCAGACAGAAGAUGAUUGGAAAAAAGAGUGUGUCCCAGUGCCUAUUCCUGUUCCUGUUUAUGUUCCGGUGCCUAUGAACAUGUAUAGUCAAAAUGUUCCUGUUCCUACAACAGUUCCUGUUCCUGUGCCAGUUCCAGUUUUCUUGCCCACUACUCUGGAUAGCAGUGAGAAAAUCCUUGCAGCAAUUGAAGAGCUGAGGGGGAAAGUGUCCUCAAAUCCUCUGGAAACUGAGCUAUUGUCCUUGUCAGGGGCGGUACCUGAAGAAGAUGGAAAAACAGAAUCUUCUGAUGUGACCAGUGUGAUAGUUGAAUCAAAUCUGCUAAACUCUGAAAGAGAGGCACAGACAAGCUUGCCUGAUGUUCCAUAUGAACCAGACCUUGAUAUUGAGAUAGACUUUCCAAGAGCAACUGAGGAGCUUGAUACAGAAAACGAGUUUUUAUUGCCUCCUGUUUUUGGGGAAGAAUAUGAGGAACAGCCAAGACCUCGGUCCAAAAAGAAGGGAGUGAAGAGGAAAGCCCUGUCAGAGUAUCAGUCCCAGGACGAUAGUUCUGAAAACUCAGAAAGUAGUUUUCCGUUUAAAUACACGUAUGGUGUAAACGCAUGGAAGCACUGGGUGAAGUCUCGACAUGUAGAUGAAGGUCUUCCAGAAUUAGAGGAACUGAAAUCAACAAAGUCUGUGAAAUUAAAGGAAGAUCUAUUAUCACAUACUUCAGCUGAGUUAAGCUAUGGGUUGGCUCAUUUUGUCAAUGAAAUUCGAAGGCCAAAUGGAGAGAACUAUGCACCUGACAGCAUCUAUUAUCUGUGUCUUGGGAUUCAGGAGUAUUUAUAUGGAAGUAAUCGAAAAGACAACAUAUUUAUUGAUCCAAUCUACCAGACGUUUGAACAGGAAUUAAAUAAAAUUCUUAGAAGUUGGCAACCAAGCAUACUUCCAGAUGGGUCGAUAUUCUCUCGAGUUGAAGAAGAUUAUCUUUGGAGGAUUAAACAACUAGGAUCGCACUCACCAGUCGCUCUUCUGAAUACUCUGUUCUACUUUAACACUAAGUAUUUUGGCCUGAAAACAGUGGAGCAGCACUUAAGACUUUCUUUUGGCACUGUUUUUAGACAGUGGAAAAAAAAUCCUCUAACAAUGGAAAGCAAAGCUUGUCUUCGAUACCAAGUGUCUUCCCUGUGCAGAGCUGAUAAUGAAGAUAAAAUUACUACUGGAAAAAGGAAACAUGAAGAUGACGAACCAAUAUUUGAACAAAUUGAAAACACGUCGGAUCCAGCUAGAUGCCCUGUGAAAAUGUUCGAGUGCUACCUGUCUAAAAGUCCACAGAAUCUGAAUCAGAGAAUGGACUUGUUCUAUCUGCAGCCGGACUGUUCAGUCUCCUCGGACAGCCCUAUCUGGUAUACUUCCGUGUCACUGGACCGCAACACUUUGGAAAAUAUGCUCGUACGGGUUCUUUUAGUAAAAGAUAUUUAUGAUAAAGACAAUUACGAACUGGAUGAAGACAUAGAUUAAAACAUCUUCCAAAAACAGUCAAGAAAACAAACAGCAUUAGAUAUAGUCAUGCUGCUAGACCUUUAUUAUGGAAAACAUUUCAAGUUUACCCUUUGUUUUAUGAGUUUUGUAGCAGUGUGUACCCUCACCUGGGUAUUACCAUGUAAAUAGUCUGUGAGUGAAAGUUUCCAUUAUUCUGCAUAGUGGUUUUAGGAUACUUAACAAACACACUUCAGAUUCUUUUUUUUUAUUAUUAUUUAUUUGAUUAGGUAUGUUUGUAACUUUUUACAUUGCAAAAUAUGAAUGAGAAUGUGCCAUGUGUAAUUUUUUUUCUUGUAGUAAGAAACAUCCAUAUUGCACAACUCUGCUGUUGCAAGCUCCCUUGAAAGGUGGCUCUUUUAAUGGGUUCUUAAACCGGAUGGUUGUGUAUGGGUAGCACUACUAAAGUUUAGAACUUGCUGUGUCUUUCAGAAUUUUUAAAUAAAUUGUAAACUAAUAGGUUUUUUACUUUUUAGUUACUGAAGCCUUAUAAGGUUGUGUAGAGAGAUUCCAUCUUAUGUACCAAAAAUAGACAAAAGAGAAUGCUGUCAAUAUUGGUGUACUGUAAUGUGAAUCUAUCUGGUGAAAACAUUUUUUGUUGCCCUUAUUAAAACCUUAGUGUCCUUUCCUUA